AUGCUCUCUCGCUCCAUCCAAUCAUCCCGGAUAAGCUUUCGAGCCACUUCAUCUCUGCCUCGGUCUUCCAUCGGGCAAAUCCGUGGUCAAACGACCAACCGAAUUCUGGCGACCCUCAAUUCUACCCGCUCCAUCCCCAAGGACUCAAUUGCUCCUCACUCUCGCCUCUCCACAAUCUCGCGACACUUCUCAUCGUCCUCUGUCUCUAAGAACCAGCAGUCGUCCAACAUGGCUCCCAUAGAAACGCAGCAGUACGAUUAUAUCGUCCUCGGCGGUGGUAGUGGUGGCAGUGGAAGUGCCCGCCGGGCCGCAGGUUGGUAUGGCAAGAAGACCCUGAUCGUGGAGAGUGGUCGAUCUGGUGGUACCUGUGUCAACGUGGGAUGUGUCCCCAAGAAGAUGACAUGGAACUUUGCGACCAUCAACGAGAUGUUGCACAUUGGAAAGAACUAUGGCUACGACAUCCCCGAAAACAUUACCAUGGACUACACUCACUUCAAGAACACCCGUGACGCCGUCAUCAAGCGAUUGAACGGUGCCUACGAGCGUAACUGGGGCCGCGAAGGAAUCGACCUCGUUCAGGGCCGUGCAGGCUUCGUCGAGCCCAACACCAUCGAGGUUAAGCUGGCCGACGGUUCUGGCACUGCCCGCUACACUGCGCCGCACAUCCUGCUGGCGACUGGUGGCCGCCCCAACAUCCCCUCCGUUCCUGGCGCCGAGCACGGUAUCACCAGCGAUGGAUUCUUCGAGAUGGAAGAGCUUCCCCCGAAGAUCGCCGUCGUCGGUGCUGGAUACAUUGCCGUUGAGAUCGCUGGUGUCCUGAACGCUGUUAACGUUGAGACUCACAUGUUCAUUCGCGGCGAGAACUUCCUGCGCAAGUUCGACCCUAUGAUUCAGAAGACCAUGACCGAUCGCUACGAGGCCGCCGGUGUCCAGCUUCACCGCAACCACUCCGGCUUCAAGGAGGUGCAGCUCAUCCGCGACGGUAAGGGCAAGGAUCGUCUGAUCAAGCUCAUUGGUCAUGACGGCUCCGAGCUCGAGGUCAACGAGCUCCUCUGGGCUGUGGGUCGUGCACCCGAGGUUGAGGACCUGCACUUGGACAUCCCUGGUGUUAAGCUGAAUGCUGGCGGCUACGUCGUGGUUGACGAGUACCAGAACACCUCGGUUGAGGGUGUUUACGCUCUCGGUGACGUGACAGGCCAGGCCGAGCUGACUCCUGUUGCCAUUGCCGCCGGCCGCCAACUCGGUAGCCGCCUCUUCGGUCCCCCUGAGCUGAAGCACUCUAAGCUCAACUACGAGAACAUCCCCACCGUUGUCUUCUCCCACCCCGAAGUUGGCUGUGUCGGUCUCACCGAGCCCGAAGCCCGCCAGCGCUACGGCGAUGACAAGAUCAAGAUCUACCACACCAAGUUCACUGCCAUGUUCUACGAUGUCGGCUUGUCCCCCGAGGAGAAAGCCAAGAACCCCACUGAGAUGAAGAUCAUCUGCGCUGGUCCCCAGGAGAAGGUUGUCGGUCUGCACAUCCUUGGUCUUGGAGUUGGCGAGAUGCUGCAGGGCUUCGGUGUUGCUAUCAAGAUGGGUGCUACUAAGCAGGACUUUGAUAGCUGCGUUGCUAUCCACCCUACCAGUGCUGAGGAGCUUGUUACUAUGCGGUAA
Molecule: messenger RNA, 1653 nt
Organism: Penicillium paradoxum
Lineage: Eukaryota; Fungi; Ascomycota; Eurotiomycetes; Eurotiales; Aspergillaceae
Gene: glr1
Product: glutathione-disulfide reductase GLR1
Exons: 3
Coding region: 1-1653 (550 amino acids)
Biological process (GO): cell redox homeostasis; cellular response to oxidative stress; glutathione metabolic process
Cellular component (GO): mitochondrion; cytosol
Molecular function (GO): NADP binding; flavin adenine dinucleotide binding; glutathione-disulfide reductase (NADPH) activity
Source: RefSeq, a predicted model, not a curated record